This is a messenger RNA of Spodoptera frugiperda (fall armyworm), 5292 nucleotides long. It is a transcript of the gene Hs3st-A, whose product is annotated as heparan sulfate glucosamine 3-O-sulfotransferase 1. The transcript is spliced from 9 exons. The coding region runs from base 452 to 1666 and encodes 404 amino acids. Gene Ontology annotation, molecular function: [heparan sulfate]-glucosamine 3-sulfotransferase activity. NCBI's taxonomy places the organism in Eukaryota, Metazoa, Arthropoda, Insecta, Lepidoptera, Noctuidae. The record is from RefSeq and is a predicted model, not a curated record.
CGGGCGCGCGCCGCCCGGCUCAGUCGCCACCGCCGCGCGCUCCGACCCGCUCGUCUCCUACACCUGCACUUGACAGCUGCCGAUAACCCACACAACAUUCGCUGUGUUACAAACACUAAUAAACUGUCACAACUGAUAUCACUAUUUGAUUAAAGCCAACCGCGCUGCGGACGUUUACGCGAAUGUGAUUGAAGCAAACAAAUCCUUGUGUCAUGUGAGAGUGCUGCUGAAGCUCGCAAAUCUUCAGGCGGCUGUCUAAACGGUGUAGGACGGCUCCAAAGGUCAUGUAACAUGAUUCUAAAAAACGAAAAUACGAAGAGAAAAUGAGAUUUAACUCUCCACUUACAUACAAUUCAAUAAAAAGCUAAACCUGUGAUUUAUGCAAUGGCUUGUACGCUAGAAAUGACGUGAAUAUUGUGGCGGGUAUGUGUUAGCUUAUUAUGGGAGCCGCAUGGAGUCGCGUGCGCAGAUGACUCACACGCUGCCGACCAAGCAUCGCCCUGAGGCAACCUACAGGAGUUGCUCGCAAUCCCUGCCGCUUGACAUUCUAUGGUUGCCGCGGUCGUCGUUCCGGCCGGCGGAGGGCGAGCUGGCAGACUGCGUGCUGGUGGUGGGGGUGUCGCGGCCCAAGCUGGCGGCCGCGCUGCUCUCCGUCACGCUGCUGUCUCUCUUCCUCACCUUCCAUGUGCUGUAUGACAGCGCGUUGUACAGCAUACAGGCGGCGAGUAUGGCGUCGGCCGCGAGCGAAAGCCGUAAGAUCCUCCAAACCCAAGAGAGCAAUACAAGAACUAUCAACCAUCCCAUGGCACUACGGAAGCGGUUACGACCCCCUCGGCAACCCAGACCUGCACGUAGACUCCCACAGGCUCUUAUAAUAGGUGUCAGAAAAUGCGGGACCCGAGCGUUACUGGAGAUGCUGUACCUCCAUCCGAUGGUGCAGAAGGCGUCAGGAGAAGUGCACUUCUUUGAUAGAGAUGAGAACUAUGCGUUAGGACUAGAGUGGUACCGAAGUAAAAUGCCGCUGUCCUUCAAAGGACAGAUCACGAUAGAAAAGAGCCCGAGCUACUUUGUUACUCCCGAGGUACCAGAACGUGUUCGAGCAAUGAACUCCUCAGUUCGAUUACUGCUCAUAGUCCGAGAGCCAGUAACGCGCGCGAUAUCUGACUACACACAACUGCGCAGUCGCGCUACACCAUCUGCGCCGGCGCACCCUCAGAUAGCAGCACACCCUGUACCUGACGCUGCCAAGCCUUUUGAACAUCUUGCUAUAUCACCUGAUGGUUCCAUUAAUAUAGCUUACAGGCCAAUAGCAAUAUCUCUGUACCACGCAUACCUGCAUCGGUGGCUGGAAGUGUUCCCUCGAGAACAAAUACUGGUAGUGAACGGUGAUCUGCUAAUUGAGGAUCCGGUACCACAGCUCCGACGCAUCGAGAAGUUCCUUGGACUGGAACAUAAGAUUGGAAGAAAGAAUUUCUACUUCAACGAAACAAAAGGUUUCUACUGCCUUCGAAAUGACACCACGGACAAAUGUCUGCGGGAAACAAAGGGACGCAAACAUCCCCGGGUCGACCCUGCAGUCGUCACCAAAUUAAGAAAGUUCUUCAUUCAACACAAUCAGAGGUUUUACGACCUCAUUGGUGAAGAUCUUGGCUGGCCAGAAGAUUAGGAAACUAAAGAUAAAAGGCCUAUCGGCCACUAACUUGUUGUGAUCAACAUACAUAUCAUGUGUCACAGAUACAUAUCACUAGCGUGUAAAUUUUUUAAAAUCGUUUAUGUAUACAUCUAGUAUAAUAACAUAGAAUAAGAAACCCGAAGAGAAAUUUUAUUUAUAUCUAGCAACAUUUUAUUAUUAAAUAUUUUAAAUUUUAUAACGAUUCUAGUCAAUGGUUUCCUUGUUUGUUUUCGUUGACUGUUAUCUAAUGUAAGUUUGAGUGAAAGUGACGUCUAAAGUAUGGGAACAACACGGUGUAAUGGUUACGUGGCAUUCAUUUAGUUUCACAUCAUUAUUUAGUAAACAAUUUAAAACUAGAUUUUCCACAGGCAAUUUUAAAGCACUGAUUUGAUAGACCGACCCACUGAAAUCCUGAGCAAUAUAUUUUUAUAUAUAAUUAAGUAUUGUAUUAAUUAUACAGCGUUUAUUAUACAGGAUGUGACUUUUUUAAAUAUUUGUGAUAAUUUCAUUUGUUAGAGUUAAUGGAUUUUAUAUAGAUGUAAGUAAUGAACUAAAUAUAACUGUACUAUGUAAUUAUUACGUUCAAAGUGAAUGAAUGUUGUAUAAUUCCGCUUACUAUUUUAGGUGUCGUAAUUUCUGGUCGUGCGUUGUCCUAUAUAUAUGUGUGUGUUUUAUUUAUUAGUGAAUGUGACUUUUCCAAAUCUUAGAUACUUAAUACUACUUAUAUUCAAUAAACUUCAGCAGAAGAAUAUUAAAAUGUAGUCGAAAAUAUAAAAGUUAUACUUAUACAGGAAAAUUCUGGAAUAUUCCACAGUUCUAUGUGUUUAGCUUGUAGUGAGAUCAAUGAGGUCUUUGGUGUGUUUUUACAUAGCGCCAUGGACUGGUUUCCACGCAGUAUCUUUUUAAUUUAAAAGUUUUGGAGAGAUAUAAAUUCGACGCGGGUUUUAGAAGUAUUCUAUUUAAGUGUAACGUCCAAGACUGAAGAGUUAGUUGAAUAAGUCUAAGUAAUACCUAUUUAGCAUAAAAUGUCCAUAGGUAAUACGUGAGACGGUGAGCCCUGAACACAGCUUUUUGAAGCUUCAAGUAUCUCGUGAUAUGUAAAACACACGAUUUGUUUACGCACCGUAAGGACGGUAACUCGUGCCCAUAAAACAUUAGAGAAAUAAAUUAUGUUCCGUUUAGUUCAUAAUUAGGGGUAAUUUAAACAUAACCUACCCCUAAUUAUGAGGAAACGUGAAACUUUGUUUCGUUUGCACGAAAAUCUAACAAAUUAUAUGAUAUUUGUGAAGUUUUGAAUUAAUUUGAUGGUUUUAUGAGAAUUCUAUUUUACUUUUAUGCAAAGCAACAAACACUCCCACGCUUUGAUAUAUAUUUUUAUAUAUAUAAUUCUUCUGUACGUGUGUAUGUCACUGAACUUCUCUUAAACGACUGGACCGAUUUUGAUGAAUUUUUUUGUGUGUGUUCAAGGGGAUCUGAGAAUGGUUUAGAUUCACAAUUUUGUCCGCUGGACAAUGUUUUUUUAAUUCAUUUUUAGUUAAUUAGUAGUUGUUGAUUUUGGAAUGUUUUACAUUGGAUACGACAGACGGCACUACCAUCGCAGUGUCAAAUAUUAAUGACGUUAGAUAUUGUCAUAACAUUUGAAUAAUAAUUUUCAUCAAAAUGGUCCAGAAUGUUUAAGCUUACGAGUAUUAAAAAAAGUUAAAAAUUUUCAAAUUAAAGACGUGUAGACAGGACAACGUCUGUCGGGUCCGCUAGUAUAUAUAUAUAUUAUAUACAAACAGGCGCAUUCUAAUAUUUAGAUGUAGAAUUUCGUAGCCAAUCGCGUAGCACAACGCUACGCCGUAGCUUACUACGUAGCGUAGCGUACUAAAAUGCGAACUCUUUCAUAUAGUUAGUUACUUAAAUACAUUACUAAACUAAAUCAAAGUUGUAUCAAACAAUCCACCGUACAUAUGUACAAAUAUUAUAACAUAAACACAAACAAUAUUGAAAACACUUGAUCAUACAUUUCAAUAGAGCGGAGUUUAAUUAACAAAAUGGUUUGUUCACAGGGAUAUAUUACUUCAAAUGAGAAUACGCGUGAUAAAGAUCGUAUAAACGUACAAUUCCAAUACAGUUAGAUUUGAAUCACAACCAAAGGUAUUGUUUUCAUAAAACUAACAUAUUUGAAUCUGAAAAAUAUUCAUUGAUAAAAGCAUUCAAUUAAAACCAUGAUUCGAUAAAUACUCGGAACUGGUAAAAAAACGUAAUACGACUGUUUUUGUGUUAUCAAAUCUCCAAAAGGUAUUUAUGAAAAAUAUAGUGAAAAUAAUGACCAAAUCUAUCCUAGUUAUCGAACCAAAUAUUCAAAUAUGAAAUUUCAAGAGUAGUUAAAUUUAUAACUACUUUAUACAUCAUGUUUAAAUAAGAAAGAAAUAGGAUUACAUACCUUGACUCCUUGACUUGACAAACAAAAGUAUUCUUAACCAAAAACAAUAAAACGUUUGUUGGCAAAAAUCUUUUUGGAAUGAUAAUCGUGUGUUUCACAUUUCGCAAGAGUCACUUUGAACUUUGUAAGGCGGAACACCUACCCGCAAUGUUGAAUCGGAUAGAGGCAAUCGGUGUAAGGGUGAAAUUAUUUUUAAGUAGAAUAUUUGCUUCCAAAAUCCAGAAUCAACGAAUAUUUAUAUGUUUUUAUUGUCCCUUUUAUUGGCGCAUUUACGAGAAUAUUCGUAAUAAUAAUAAAUAUUUCAGUAAACUAUUAAAAUUAAUGUUUUUACAAAGGAAUUUAAUAAGCACUCGCUGCGUAUUUUAUGUCGAUGCGUUGAAGUUACUUCAAGUAUAGUCUUCAUAAAAAUUAGAAAUUAUAAGAAAAGAAAAUAUGUACAAAUACCAUUUUAAAAAAACGACAACAGUGUUCACAUUUUUCUAAACUUGAGUAAUAGUCUGCGAUGUAAAUAUAAAAGAAUAAUCAAAUACAAAUUCUGUUAUCAACUGUACUUGAAGUGCUUCAGCGACUAGAAUGAAACAAGAAUAUCAAACAUAUCAAAAAAUUUUCAAUAAUAUACCUAGUUAAGUUUAACAUAAGAUCUAUAUUAAGAUAAUCUUUUAACUAAAAUACAUAAGAAUCUUUAUUUGUUUAGGUAAUUCACUAGUUGUUAGAUAUCACUGUUAAAUGUUGUGCACGUUCAUAAAGUGUAGUUAAAGUUUGAUUAGGGCAAUAAUUUUUAUAGUUAUUAACAAAUAUUAUUUAGGAAAACAAUAAAAAAUGUCUAAAGAUCUAUUAUUUACAUGUAUAACUACAAAUUGUUACUAACAGUCGCACUCAGAGAUACUUAAUGAUUACUUAAAAUAUUUCUUAGUAACGAUUUUGUAUCGAAAAACAAUUGCUAAGGACUGGGUUAAGUAACCAUUAAAUGAUUCUGAGUACGGCGUUAUGAUUACAAGUCUAUUUCUUUUCUGCUUGCAUUUAAUUUUACAAUUGUUAUUUUCUUAAAUCAUAUUACGUUGUUUGUCACUGACAUUUUGAGAGUAUUAACUAAAUUUUAAAUGUUACCUUAACACCUUGUAAAUAUCUUCUAAAUCUCCCUUCUGUAAGUUAUAUCGUACCUACAUCUUCAAUAAAUAAAAUAUGAAACAAA